Metarhizium album ARSEF 1941 is the source of this 1545-nucleotide messenger RNA. RefSeq names its product serine/threonine-protein kinase psk1. Gene Ontology annotation, biological process: protein phosphorylation. The record is from RefSeq and is a predicted model, not a curated record. Bases 1 to 1545 code for a protein of 514 amino acids. Gene Ontology annotation, molecular function: protein serine/threonine kinase activity; ATP binding. NCBI's taxonomy places the organism in Eukaryota, Fungi, Ascomycota, Sordariomycetes, Hypocreales, Clavicipitaceae. The transcript has a single exon.
AUGAUAAGCCCUGCCAACCCGGCCCGCACUGUUGUGCGUGGCUUCAACGGCACUCCCGUCACCUCUGGAGAUGAAGAUUCCGACCACGGUGCCCCGGAGACUCCGACAUUGGCUUCCCCGAGAGGUCGAACUCGAAUUGACGACUUUGUCAGCGCAAACUGCAGCCCCGUUCUGAAGGCUGAGCCGUCUCCAACCAUGUCCGGUAUUGCGAAGCUGCGAAUGCAGACGGACCACUUCAGCCUCGACACGAUUUCACGCUCAAGCUCUCUGGCCCGAAACGGAGACCGUCCCCAAGCGAGGUCCGGAAUCACCACAGAACUGAACAGCCGCGCCCAGAGCCGAGACGGAGCACGCAGUGAAACCGGCAGCGACAGCUCAGAGUGCGGAUCCGCCAGCUAUGAAGUCAACCUGGAGAGCGACUUCGUCAGCGACAGCGUCAGGGAGCGGUGCGGAUUCGUCGAGGGCGGCUUGAACCCCAAGCGCAAGAUGACUUCGGAGGAAUUCGAGCCCCUCCGUUGCCUGGGCAAGGGAACCUACGGCACCGUCCUCCUCGUCAAGCAGCGAGCAACCGGGAGGCUCUAUGCGCAGAAGCAGCUCAGGAAGGCGUCGCUGGUCGUGCACAGAAAGCUCAUUGAGCAGACCAAGACGGAGCGUCAAAUACUCGAAUCCGUGAACCGGCACCCUUUUGUCGUGAAGCUCUACUAUGCCUUCCAGGACCUCGAGAAGCUCUAUCUCAUUCUGGAGUACGGGCAAGGCGGAGAACUGUUCACUCACCUCAGCACGGAGAAGAUGUUUUCCGAGACGGUGGCCGCCUUUUACAUGGCGGAAAUGGUGCUCGCAAUCUCUCACCUCCACAACGACCUCGGAGUUGUCUAUCGUGAUCUCAAGCCGGAGAACUGCCUCCUGGACGCCGACGGUCAUUUGCUCCUCACGGACUUUGGCCUUUCCAAGGUGGCGGUGGAGAAGUCCGAAGACAGCUGCAAUUCGAUUCUCGGGACGGUCGAGUACAUGGCGCCCGAGGUUAUCCUUGGCAAACGGUACGGGAGAGCCGUGGACUGGUGGUCUUUCGGUGCGCUGGGCUACGACCUCAUGACGGGCAACCCGCCGUUUCGGGGCCAGAACCACGCCAAGAUCCAAGACAACAUCGUCAAGCAGAGGCUCGUCAUGCCGUACUUUCUCAGCCCCGAUGCGAAGGACCUGCUCACCCGCCUCUUGAGAAAGGACCCCCACAAGAGACUGGGGUACUGCAUGCCCAAAGACCUACUGACUCUCAAGAAGCACCGCUUCUUUCGCAAGAUUGACUGGAAGAAGCUCGAGGCGCGCGAGCUAGAACCGCCCAUUCAGCCCAUGAUCACUGACCCGGAGCUUGCCGAGAACUUUGCUCCCGAAUUCACAGACCUGGCCAUCAGCCCGCUGGUCACGUCAGCAAAAGACGCUUGGUCUAUGAGCGGAUCGUCCAAGGACGAUGUGUUUGGCGGCUUCAGCUUUGUGGCUUCACCGAGCCUACUCGAGAGCAGCAUGCUCUCCGUGGCCAACCGUGUGUGA